AUGUCAAUAUUUGGCUUCCUUUUGCCAUUGCCUCGAACCAUUCAGUCUAUCUGUCCGUCUGUCGAAGGAGGCGUGAUAUGUUUCAAAAGUUUCAACGUUCAGAACGGAAGUUGUAGCGACAUUGUGACGUCAUUUAAUAGUUUAGUCAGUAAGACGGAAUGCUGUUCAGAAUAUAGCAGUGGCUAUUCCUCAAGGGUAAAACUAAUAAAAACAGAAAAAAACAAGUACAAAUGUAGACCUUGCCAUGAGUUUGGAGCUACCUCAGAUCUCAAGAAUAAAAAUCCACCUACACCGUCCACAAAAACAUCAACUAAUUUUAAUAACGUUGUUGACUACUACUUCAACAGCAUCGACAACCACAGAUACCGCAACAACAAAAACAACAACAACAACAAUCACCACCACUACAACAACAACAACAACAACAGCAAUCACCACCACAACAACAACAACCACAACAACAACAACAACGACAUUAACAAUACUAUUCAUGCCAUCAACAAGGACGUCAUUGACAACAACAACAGAAAUUUCAACAAUGACAUUAACGCUGACGACGACAACAACAAAAUUAAACACACCAACUACACCUACACAAUUUCAGACGCUGACAAUAAUGAAAAUGAUGACAACAACACUUUUAACGUAAGUAAAAGUAAAAUUAAUAGAAAUACUGCAAAUAAUAAUAAUAAUAGUAUUUUUAAAAAAUAUAAUAAAACUAAAUCAAGAAUUAACACCAAAAGUGGUAGAAAUAAACAUAAGAAACGCAAAAAUUCCAAACUUCCUGACGCUAACAAGACUCAGGUGGACUAUGACUUCGUUCAAAGUGAUGACUCGAACGUCGGUUAUAUCGAAAUAAGGACAGAUUCGAAACAACACGAUGGGAAAACCCAGAAUAAUAAUAAUAAUAAUAAUAAUAACAACAACAACAAUAUAAACAAUGAUACCAACAAUACUACAGACAAAAAUAACAAUAAUAAGUCUAACACUCCGGCAGUCAGUAUUAGUAGAAAUGACAUCAGUGAAAACGCCAUCAAUGACAUCACCUCCGACAACAACAACAACAACAACAACAACAACAACAACAACAACAACAACAACAACACUGAUGACGACGAUGAUGGUGACCGUAAAGAUAUUAUUGAAGACCAGACGAAAAAUGAAAUACCAGGCUGGAGAUAUAUUAACUCACCUUACAACGGUUUAAACAUCGGAUUCGGACCAUGGUCUGAAUGGACAGCUUGUAGCGGAUCAACAUGUGAAAAGUUUGGGACUAGGAAGAGGACACGGAAGUGUCUGGUGGAAAACUGUCCCGAUGAAGUGCAAGAAACAGUCUGUCAACAUGAUCCUAAUCUUUGCAAAAAAGUUAUAAAAUGGCUGGAGUGGUCGGAGUGGACGGAUUGCUCAAGAUUCUGUGGCCGAGGCGUGAGAAGAAGAAAGAGAAGUUGCGUCACGAUCCUCAACGAUGACGUCACCGUCAUUCAAAUGCCGCAACCGGAUGACGUAGAUGAUGACGUAGAUGAUGACGUUGGUGAUGUUGAACAUUAUAAAGAUGGCGAUGGUGCUGGUAAUCUUAUUAAAAGUGGUCGUAAUAGAGAUGGCAGUGGACAUACAAACUCUGCAACGAAACGUGAAAAUUACACGCUCAAUAACGAAAAUAUUGAUGAUACGUUUAAUGACGAUGAGAAUGUAAAAAUUAGUGAAAAAUGCGUUGGUCCAUCAGUUGAGACGAUCCCUUGCGUUUCAAGGAUCAACUGCCAAGUUGACGGGCAUUGGACCGAAUGGUCCAAAUGGGAUAUCUGCGACGCCCCGCCAUGUUCGCACACGUUGGGGGAACAAAUAAGAUACAGGUGGUGCACCGACCCCCAACCGAUGUUUGGUGGCCGCAGAUGUCCUGGGCUCGCCUGGUCGAAACAACCAUGCUACAAUAAUGAUUAUUGUAGGAAUCCUGUAAGCGGAAAAUGGUGUGAGUGGGACGAAUGGAGUCCAUGUGUUUCCGGGAUGAGAAUCCGGAAGAGGAAAUGUAAAUGUCCACCUCCCAACACUGGCGGCCAGUUUUGCGAAGGAAAGCCACUGGAGUAUGGCCAAUGCUAGCUGCGCGUGGAUCCAACAUUGUCCACUGGAUGACACUGGAAAAUAUGACACAUUACUUAUCAUAAUUGUUUAUAAUAAUAAUAUUAAUAAAUAAUAAUAAUAACAAUGUAAAAACCAAUUCUAUUCGUUUAAUAUUAGUAACCAGUUAACACUCAACAAAAAUUCAACAUAGUAUUUGCAUAAUUGUGACGAAUUUAACCUUUAAGAAGAAUAAUUUAAGUCAUUUUUUCUUCAUAAUCGUUGAUAUGUUAUGCUACUCCAUUAUGUUGUGUAGCAAACAUGUGAGCAUUUUUUUCAUCGUACUAUCGUGCAGUGUACGUGUGUGUGUCCCAGUAAAAUCGUUUUGUUAACAUUCUAGUAGGUUACAGAUGUUUCAUUUGUUAACUAACUAUCUUAUCUUUACUUGAAUUUUCACAAUUUUCCACAUUUUAGAAUUAAAAGAUGAUUAAUAGACGUUGAAAUAUUACAAAAAUAUUAUAUCAAUUUUGACUAUGAAUCCAAGUUUUUUUGAAUUCAUUAAUAGUAAA
Messenger RNA from Helobdella robusta, 2621 nucleotides. RefSeq lists its product as hypothetical. The coding region runs from base 1 to 2094 and encodes 697 amino acids. The transcript is spliced from 8 exons. The record is from RefSeq and is a predicted model, not a curated record. NCBI's taxonomy places the organism in Eukaryota, Metazoa, Annelida, Clitellata, Rhynchobdellida, Glossiphoniidae.